This is a messenger RNA of Blepharisma stoltei, 2065 nucleotides long. The record is from the annotation of a GenBank genome assembly. NCBI's taxonomy places the organism in Eukaryota, Ciliophora, Heterotrichea, Heterotrichida, Blepharismidae.
AUGCUUACAUCACACAAAUUAAUUGGAAACUAUGAUAAAUAUUGCAUUGAUUCUGACGUGCCAAAAAAGGGAUUUAGUGUUAAAAUACUAAAUUUUCAAGAAAUGCCUUUUGGCUUGUCAAGAUCAUUAAGAAAUUAAAGCAACAGAUGAUGACUUUUUCUGAAGCUAAUAAUUUCAGUCAUAUUAAUUAAAUUCGUUUGCUGAAAGAGUUAGACAUCUUAUUCGGCUUUCUUCUACUUGUUUUCCCCAAAAGCCUGGAGAGUCCUCAGUUCGCAAGCUAGCAUUAAUUCCUGGAGAUGGAAUAGGCCCAGAAAUUUGCUCAGCAGCUACAGAAGUUUUAUCGGCAAUUCACGCUCCAAUAGAAUUUGAAACAUUCCCUAGCCUCAAUAUCAACGAUGACAACUCAAUUAAAAAAAUAAAGCAUAACAUUAAAUGGCGAUGACGAGCGACUCGUCCUUCACAUGGCAGGUGUCCUUAUGUAUAUCCAGAUGCGUUUUUUGGUGCAAAGUGCUACCCAAGGUUUGGGCUAACCUCGAAGCGAGAGGCGCAGCACUAUUUCUGCUGAUUAGUGCUUGGCCCGACCGACAGUUUUUCACAUAUUUUUUACCAGCAACAUCCAAACCCAGAAAGGGUGUACUAUAGAGGCAGACUUACCCUCUUAAGCUGCUUCAUGGCGUGUUCCGAAGAAUCGCAAACAUGUUGAGCUUUUCUUCCGGGGCUGAUUCGGGGGAAAAGGGGAAGGCAGGCUAUAUAAAAUUCUCAUGGGCUAGUCUCUCCCAUCUAAAAGAUCCCAAAAAGAGCUAACUAGGGUCGGAUAAUGGUGUCUUAGGAGUUUGAAAAGGUUGCGCCUAGAAAAAUUCAUAUAACCUGGAUCAAAAGUGCGCGCAAUACCAAGAAACCGGAGGUUUUAUCCCGGUAUUUUGGAGUCUUUUGACGGCUACACCACAGCGAUCGCUGUGAACGCAUGGCGCUGCUAGAAGUGGACUUAAAUAUUUUGCCUAAUCUAAUCUAAAAAAAUAAAAUCAUACCCAGCUGCACUAAAAGGGACAAUCAGUCACCAAGUAGGCGAAGGCGCAAGUAAUCCAAAUGUGCUUUUCAGGAAAAAAUUAGAAGUCUAUGCUAACGUCUGCCAUGCUUUUUCACUUCAAGGUAUCAAGACUAGGCACGAUAAUAUAAAUGUCAUAGUUAUCAGAGAAAACCUUGAAGGAGAAUACAGUGGGCUUGAACAUGAAGUUUAUCCUGGCGUUGUAGAGUCUAUUAAAGUUAUAACAUAUGAUGCCUCACUAAAAAUUGCGAAAUAUGCAUUUGAACUUGCAUACAUGAAUAAUCGCAAAAAAGUCACAGCAAUUCAUAAAGCGAAUAUUAUGAAAAAGGCUGAUGGAGAAUUUCUAAAAGCAGUGAGACAGGUCGCGAAGGAAUAUAGUCAGAGCACCUUUAUGGCUUGGGCUUCCCAAUUUUUCCCGCUGAUCGAAUCAACUAAUUUUGGUUUGACAACUCCCCAAAUGGCACAAACCCUGCAUCAUGUGAUUUUGUCACUUGGGGAGAUGGUCAAACCUGCAUUAUUGGCUCGAUCAACUCACUUCUUUCUCGUCGAAAAGAUCGGGAAACCCAAGCUAUAAAGAUGCUCGGACUAUAUCCGACUAUUCAAUACCAAGAGAUGAUUAUAGAUAAUGCUUCAAUGCAAAUGACUUCAAAUCCAUGGCAGUUUGACGUUGUGGUAUUGCCAAAUCUUUAUGGGUCAAUUAUUAGUAACAUUGUUUCUUUCCUGGUAGGAGGACCAGGGAUAACUCCAGGUGUAAAUAUUGCUAACGACUUCGCAUUAUUUGAGCCUGGGACCAGACAUUUGGCGAAAGAUAUUGCAGGUAAAGGGAUUGCUAACCCAACAGCAAUUUUAUUAUCAAGUGCUAUGAUGUUGAGACAUUUAAAUCUUCCUCAUUUUGCAGAAAGACUUCAAGAAGGACUUUUCAAAACAAUUCGCGAAGGAAAUGUACUUACUAAGGAUAUUGGUGGUGUUGCAACUACAUAUGAGUUCACCAAAGAAAUAAUUAAAAACAUCCAACAGUAA